UAUGUUAAAAGUAGCAGUCUGCACAUUGCUCGUUCUUAGCAUAACAGCAAUUGAUAUCAAAGCAUCAGUUUGGACAAGUCAUGACUAAAAGAUGUUUGCCCAAAUUAAAUAAUCAGGAUGGGGAAACUUUAUCUUGAAUUUUGGUGAGCUCCAUUUAUCAACAGGUGGUAUCCUUGCAGAACUCAACACAGAGAUUGCCAAACUUGUAUCAUAAUGUGUCUAUUUAGAUUGAUGAAUUGGAUGAAGAAUUAGCAGAAGUCCAUCAUUAAUAUGCAAGAAGAACAGAUGUUCACAAUAGAGAAGUAACAAGACUUGAAUAAGAAAUCUAAGAUAAAGAAAGAGGUAAUAUUAUGAUUAAAAUCAUCAUUAGAGGUGUUCAAUGCUCAUGAUUUCUAUGAUAAUGUCCUUAUCCCAUAAAGAGAUAGAUUUGCUGCCCAACUUGAAUAAUUAUAAGAAAACAUCGCUUAAAAUAGAAAAACACUUAAUGAAGCAACAGUCUAAAGAGCUAAUGAUCAUGCUGAUUUUGAAGCUAAGGUUGCUGAACAUAAUGAAGCCAUAAGUGCCAUUGAUGAAUCCCUUGGUUUACUCAGUCAAUUAUCAGCUCCAUCACUUGUCUAAAUCUAAAAGGUAUAGAAGAAUUUGACAAAAAUCUAAUAAACCCUUAAAAGACACAGCACUUUCUAAACAUUCAUCAAGACUCUUAUUGAAAUUGCUGUUGAAGCUAACUUUGCUGAUUAAGGAGCUCUUAAAGAAGUAAUUUAAUUUUAUAAAUUUUAUUAAAGAUUCUUGUUGCUUUCAACAAUUUGAGAGUUUAAUUAGUUGAUUCACUUAACACAAUCACAGCUGAUGAAGCUGAAGCAUAAAAAGAUUUUGAAGCAAGAGUUAUUCAAUUAAACUAAGAACAUGCUGAAUUCUAAAGAGCAGUCGUUGUCAAAACAGCUGAAAUUGAAGCUAAUGCCAGUAUAUUUAUUAAUUAAAUAUAGACAAAAUCGAAUAAACUCUUGAUUUGAUUGAUGAAUUACAUGCUGAUUUGGAUACAUUGAAUGGAUAAUUGUAAGCCGAAAAUGACGAUUUUGCUUUCGCCACCGAUGUUUACAAUGCCACAGUUGCUGAAUACAAUAAAGAAUUGAAUGCUGCUCAUUAAGCCUUGGAUUUAUUAAAUUAACCAAGAUUCACCGAUUAUGUUAAAUCAUAACUCAAGGGUGCAUUCUGAC
Molecule: messenger RNA, 1214 nt
Organism: Paramecium pentaurelia
Lineage: Eukaryota; Ciliophora; Oligohymenophorea; Peniculida; Parameciidae
Source: the annotation of a GenBank genome assembly